AUGUCUGCUGGCAUGAAUGAAUGCAUUAUUGCAAACAGACGCAUAACAAUAGCCGAAAUUUCUAAUGGACUAGAUAUUUCUCAUGGAAGUGUGCAUAAAAUUACUGCCGAUCAGCUUCAAUUUCAUAAAGUUUGUGCUCGAUGGGUGCCUCGUCUACUGACGGAGGAACAUAAAGGGAAGCGUUUUGAAAUUGCGUUGAAAUUUCCGCAAUGUUACCAAAAGGAAGGAAAUCAGUUUUUGGACAAGAUUGUGAUCGGAGAUGAGUCUUGGAUUCACCACUUCUCACCUGAAACGAAACGCAGAUUCCCCAAGUGGAAACAUUCCACUUCCCAGACACUAAAAAAGUGUCGAACUGUUCCAUCUGCGGGAAACGGGAUGCUGAAGCUAUUUUCGGCAGAGAAGGUUUGCUGCAUACAGAUUUCAUGCCGAAGGUUGCCACAAUUAAUGCAACUUCUUAUUGUGAAAGACUAA
This is a messenger RNA of Stegodyphus dumicola, 471 nucleotides long. RefSeq lists its product as uncharacterized. Lineage: Eukaryota; Metazoa; Arthropoda; Arachnida; Araneae; Eresidae. The record is from RefSeq and is a predicted model, not a curated record.